AUGACUUCUCAUAGCUCUUCUGGCACUACAACCAUAAGUGUGCCCAACUCAGGAACAAUCAGUGUUCCAGCAGUAGCGCCGCUGUCCAUUGUCAAUGGACGAUUGAACACCACCAUUUUGGAAACUGGUACCACUUACGGUGGUGUUGCAAGAUGGGGCGAUGCACCACAUGAGUUUGGGAUGCGCCGGUUGGCUGGAACGAAAGAAGACGGAGCUAUGAGAAACUGGUUUCUCGAUGAGUGCAAAACCUUGGGAUGCGAGAUCAAAAUUGAUCAAAUAGGCAACAUAUUUGCGGUUUUUCCCGGUAAAAACCGAGGUAAGCCAACUGCCACAGGCUCUCACUUGGAUACUCAACCAGAAGCCGGCAAGUACGACGGGAUUCUGGGCGUUUUAGCAGGGCUAGAGGUGUUGAGAACUUUCAGAGAUAACAACUAUGUUCCUAAUUAUGACGUUUGCGUCGUGGUUUGGUUCAAUGAGGAAGGUGCUCGUUUUGCGAGGUCCUGUACUGGGUCUAGUGUUUGGUCCCAUGAUUUAUCUUUAAAAGAGGCUUACGAACUUAUGUCAAUUGGCGAGAAGGAGUCCGAGUCUGUUUUUGACUCUCUGAGCAACAUUGGAUAUAUUGGUGACGUGCCAGCGUCCUACAAGGAAAAUGAACUCGAUGCGCACUUCGAGUUGCACAUCGAGCAAGGUCCUAUUUUAGAAGACGAACAGAAAUCUAUUGGUAUUGUUACAGGAGUUCAGGCUUAUCGGUGGGAGAAAAUCACUGUAAGCGGCGAGGGUGCACAUGCCGGCACGACACCUUGGAGAUGCAGGAAAGACGCUCUUUUAGCAUCAGCCAAGAUGAUUGUCGCCGCUUCUGAAAUUGCUAAAAAACAUCAAGGCUUGUUUACAUGCGGUGUGAUCGAUGCAAUGCCUUAUUCUGUGAACAUUAUACCAGGUGAAGUAUCGUUCACUCUCGAUGUCAGACACCCUUCAGAUGAAUCUAUUAAAGCCAUUAUUGCAGAAGCCCACUGCGAAUUUGAUCGCAUUGUCAAGGAAAAUACUGCAGGUGCUUUAACUUACAGUUCAGAAGUGCUUCAGAUUUCACCAGCGGUCAAUUUUGAUCAAACUUGCCUUGAAUGCGUAUCCAGAUCUGCACUCGCUCAAUUUCCAAAAAAUAAAGUUCGUCAGAUGUGGUCGGGCGCAGGACAUGACUCUUGCCAAACCGCUCCACACGUUCCAACCUCAAUGAUAUUCAUUCCUUCUAAGAAUGGUUUGUCUCACAAUUAUCAUGAAUACUCUUCUCCCGAAGAAGUAGAGGACGGAUUCAAGGUUCUUCUACACGCCCUUGUCAAUUAUGACAACUUUAGAGCAGCGAGGGGUUAUUGA
This is a messenger RNA of Lachancea sp. 'fantastica', 1368 nucleotides long. Lineage: Eukaryota; Fungi; Ascomycota; Saccharomycetes; Saccharomycetales; Saccharomycetaceae. The record is from the annotation of a GenBank genome assembly.